AUGCAUGUUAAUCAAAUAUGGAGCCAGAAGUCAUCUCCUGCUGCUGAGCAGGCUGCAGCGGGUAGCUUUGACACUGCAAUGCGUUUGCUUCACAGACAGCUUGGGAUAAAGAACUUUGUUCCGUUGAGAUCGAUGUUCCUUGAUCUGUUUACCGGAAGCCAUAGCUAUCUCCGUGCGCUUUCUUCUUCCCCUGUGGUGUCACUUGCCAUUGAGCGUGGGUGGAACAAAUCUGCUAGCCCCAACGUUCGUGGCCCACCAGCUCUUGUUUAUCAUUUCUCUCAACUUGAAGAGAAGCUCAAGGCCGGUUACAAAGCCACAACAACAGGAAAAUUCACUGAGGCCCUGCGUAUCUUCCUCUCUAUCCUACACACAAUCCCUCUUGAUGUAGUCGAGUCAAGAAGAGAAGUCAACGAGGUGAAAGAGCUGAUCAUUAUUGUGAAAGAAUAUAUUCUUGGUCUGCAAAUGGAACUGAAGAGAAGGGAAAUGAAAGGUGAUUCGACACGACAACAAGAGCUCGCUGCUUAUUUCACUCACUGUAACCUCCAAACUCCUCACCUACGGCUCACUCUCCUCAGUGCAAUGAGCAUCUGCUACAAGGUCAAGAACCUAGCCACUACUUCUAACUUUGCUAGAAGGUUCGUAACACAAAGGUUAACAUCUAAAACACCAAAUUAG
Capsella rubella is the source of this 675-nucleotide messenger RNA. RefSeq names its product coatomer subunit alpha-1. The transcript has a single exon. Gene Ontology annotation, biological process: intracellular protein transport; vesicle-mediated transport. Bases 1 to 675 code for a protein of 224 amino acids. Gene Ontology annotation, molecular function: protein binding; structural molecule activity. The record is from RefSeq and is a predicted model, not a curated record. Lineage: Eukaryota; Viridiplantae; Streptophyta; Magnoliopsida; Brassicales; Brassicaceae. Gene Ontology annotation, cellular component: COPI vesicle coat.